GUUAACUGGGUUUUACACAACUUCCUCAUGUCUUCAUCAGUAUCACUUCAUUACCAACUAUAUGACCUGGACUGAUGCCCAGAGUUACUGCAGAGAGAAAUACACUGAUCUGGCUACAGUAGAUGAUAUGGAGGACCUGAACAAGCUGAUAACUUGUGUCAAUGAUUAUAAAUUAUGGUACUGGAUUGGACUGAAGAAGGGAGACUCAAUGAAGUGGCACUGGUCUCUGGCAGACAGAUGUUUCUACAGAAACGGGGAGACUGAGUUCAGAAACUGGGACACUGGGACACCCCAAAAUGGUAACUGUGCUUUAAUGAGUACAGCUGGGCUGUGGAACAACACCUCCUGUGAUGACCAGCAUCACUUCAUCUGUUAUGAUGGAAAACAAGUCACCAACCUAACAUACGUCUUAAUUCAGGAGAACAAGACCUGGAUAGAUGCUCAGAGUUACUGCAGACAGCAUCACACAGACCUGGUCAGUGUGAGGAACCAGACUGAGAACACAGAGAUAGAGAAGAAGAUAUCACUGAGGGGACUUCCUGUGUGGAACGGUCUGUUUCUAGACUCCUGGAUAUGGUCAGACCAGAGUGACUCUCAUUCAGAAAAUGGCAGUCAGGAUAUCCUGUAAGAAAUGAGGAAGACCUGUGGUGGCCAUAAUUUUUUUGUAUAUGAGAGAAGAGGAAACUGCUCUCUGGUGAAUUCUUAUCCUAAUCGUUAUGAUCCUACUAAAUGGAUGAAUCAUCCCUGUGAGUUAACUCACCCUUUCAUCUGCUAUGGUAAAUUACCGUAUUCUCCACCUGAUCUACCUGAUAUUAUGAUGACAGGAGAACUCUAAUGUUGCCCUGCUCUACUGUCAUUGUGGGAUUGUAUUCUCUUGUAGGACCAGCUGUGGAGACCCCUGAGAAACUCCAACUGAAGAGACAGUUGGUGAGAGUGAAGAUGACCCCAACGGAUCAAUAUCUGAACCUCAGUGAUCCUGCUCUUCAGGACUCCAUCUUACAACAGCUGAGUUUCACCCUGUUCAUGAAUAACCAACUCAGUAAUAAUACAAACUGUAGAGAUCUCUUCUCUGGUCUGGGUCCUAGUCUGUUGUGGAUGAUCUCCUCUCUGAUCUGGGUCCUAGUCUGUUGUGGAUGACCUUCUCUCAUGGCCAUUACCCUGCUCUCCGAGGGUUCUCAGGGAGAGUGGGUUGUCCAAUUCACACAUGCUUAUUAAAACACAGUUUUACAUAUGUGAAAUAGGACAAAUAUAAGCAUCAUCUCCUCAUAGAGUCAUAUGAUUGAAGUGAAGAAUGUCUCAGUACAGCAGGAAGGAAUGGUAGUUGUAGAUCUUCAGAAUAACUAAUACAGAGUGAAAUAUUGUGGGUCUUUGUAUGUGUGUGUUUCUAUAGAUAAGGAACAAGCUGAAGGAUCAGGGGUUACCUGCAUGCACCAAAGUGAUGUGGAAAAAACAGAAAGAUGGGAAGGUCUUCCUCAAGGAGAAAGUGGGGUCUCACAAGAAAGAAGAA
This is a messenger RNA of Salmo salar (Atlantic salmon), 1507 nucleotides long. NCBI's taxonomy places the organism in Eukaryota, Metazoa, Chordata, Actinopteri, Salmoniformes, Salmonidae. The record is from RefSeq and is a predicted model, not a curated record.